UGGUUUAAUUAUGCCACAGAUUAGUCUUCAAUAUUCUGUUAUUCUUUUUCUGUGACUACAUUUUAAUGAUGCGGAUGUUGAACUGGAAUUUUCUGUUGACAGUUUCAUAAAAAUUUUGCUUUUAUUGAAUUGUGAAAUCGGCGAUAAUCCAUAGUUGCAGUUAAAGAUUUUUAAUCGUAAUGUAAGUGAUGAUAUCAAAUAACACCACAUAUAAGUUGAGAUCUUCAAAAACCUCAUCCGAAAUCAGCAAUUAUGAUCAGAGUAAUGCGGAAAAUGGUGAGAGCAACGUUAUUGAUUGGGAUUUCCCAGAGUCUAAUAACCGAAGCCAAGGUUACCUGAGAGAAGGAAGAUUCCGUAAUUCCACCUCUAGAAGCAGGAUUACUGAAUUUCGUCCUUCAACUUGGACUACUGAUCGUAAGGGUUUUAGAUCAAGGGGAACAGUUACUCGCAGAAAUGAAAGGGAAGGAUUAAAUUCCUUCAGAAAAUAUCAUGACUCUUCUAGUAGAAAUGCAGAUGCUGUUGGUAAUUCUCAUCAUGGCAAAUUUUAUGAAAAUGAUAAGAAGACAGAUUUGAAAUUGAAUUUACCAGAAGACACUAGGAUUUCAAAGUUAUUGCGCCGUUUAAGUAUGGAAACUGACCAGAAUAACUCUUUAGUAAUUUCCAAAAAACUGCUAGAAGUUCUACUGCUUCCAGAUAAUGCUCCUUAUAUUCGAAAAGCUUUCCACAUACUGGGUGAGUCCAUGUUCGAAAUUCUACAGGUUUCUCCAGGGCUUCCUUCUAAGAAACAGGCAGCUCGAGCCUUGGGGAGGAUGGGUUACAUAAUGGGACAAGAGCACGAUUUUGACAGAUAUCAGAACUGGCUUUUUGGUAAGAUGACUACAUCUUAUGAAGACAUGCAGAUUUUGCUCGUUGAGACACUGAAGGAAACCUUAUUGUUCGAAAGCAAACUUCCGGUGAUUCAAGAACACAGUGAGGACUUAAUUAGGAACUUGGUAUCUAUAAUAGAAAAUACGGAAAGUGCUCCUAUCUUCAAAAUAACAUUGGACGUACUCAUGACCGUUGUCGAGUUAUAUCCUGACAGUUUUUUCCCCUUCUUCCGGGAUACGAUAGAUCUCCUAUUUGGUUGGCACGUGGAUCACACUCAGCCGCUUUCCACCAUUGAAUUCAUUUCGACAAACCUGCAACGAAUUCCAAAACACUUCCAGUUCAAUUUAGGGUUUUCUCUCAACCUCAUUGAGAACUUCUUGGAGGAUAUAGUGAACUAUUCAAAGCAACUUUCUGAGACAGGCGAUAGUUCUUUUUUGGAGCACAUAACCGUUUUGGUGCUUGCCAUGAAUACCAUUCUCAAAUGUCUGGACAAGUGUAUCAGUGCAAAUGAGACUCAGAUCGUACGACCGGAUUUGAUCAGUAGUCUCGUAGCCCAGAUUAUCAAGACAACUUCAGAAGCGCUGGAAUCCUACAUACCGGAAAAUCUUACAAUCGCUACCAACGAUUGUGUCGCCAUCCUACUCACCUUCCUCGAAACAAAAACUCAGACUCUGGUGAAUUCUGUGUAUAAUCUCAUCGAAUCGGAAUUGUCUCUAGUGAAUGAGUUUACCGAGUUCACCAUAGUUUCGAUGUUGAUCUUCAUUUCGAAGAUUCUGAAAGAACUUUCCGCCAAUCUACCCGUGAAAUUGAUAGAAAAAUUGCUCGGACCAAAAUCUGAGCUGAUGAAACUACGUCUAUCCCCGUUUUUGGAUAUUCAAAAGUCCGUUAUACUAGUUUAUCAAGCAUUACUGAAUUUGAAGAAUGUGUCAUUGGUACAAGAAGCCUAUCGAUAUGUGUUGGGAGAUUUCGAGACUGUUUACAGGAAAAUUUUACCUGCUUGUAAUCCUUUCACCGAUAACAACCCUUUUGCGGAAUCUGAUGUUGAGAAAUAUUCUGAAAGAGAAGCCGAAAAUUCUGUGAUAUUCCUUUUGAGGUGUUUAUCCCAAUUGGCCAACGCCAGUUCAAUCAUAGUCAUGUGGGCUCUCAAACCGAGCAUUUUAGAACUUGUUGCUAUCCAUUUGUUGCCCUACGAUCAGAAUUUGGCUCAAAAUUUUCCAGACGUUCAGUACGGUCUGAUGUACCUUCUGUUUUCCCAUUGUCGAUGCUAUAAUCACUACAUUUCUACGUCCUCCUUAUUGAGUAGAACCGAGGACAGUUCUAGCCUGACCAGAUUUUCCAUCACCGAUGGCUCUAAAGACGAUGUACCACAUUCAUCACCAAACUCAGGUAAUUUCACCACGAUCCUAGACGUUAUCUACAAAACCUUGAAUGUCGACUCUGGCCACGAAGUAGUCUUGUCCACACUGAAGUGGAUCAAAGAUGUCUUGUGCAAAGCAGAAGUGUACCUCAUCAACAUUUACAACAAGGAAAAUUUCGUGUCCAUCACUGAAGUUCUCGUAAGAUGCGGUUAUAACCUGAACCAAGACGUAGCAUUGCAUGUUUGCGAAAAUCUGGACAAACUUUUGAGUUACAAGCAUCUGCCUUGGAGCAAUACGUUUUUGAUAAACGUAAGCGAUUUGUGCAAACUCCACAUGAGUUCCAACAAGGAAAUUUUGAGAAUGGCUUACUCCAAACUGGCUUCUCUCAUACCUUGGGAUGUUGCCGUAGUAGAGUUUAACAAGAUAAGCUCGGUGAAUAAUUCGAAACACCAAAAUUCCACUUCUAAAGACUAUAACAGCUAUAUGAUAACCAUGGCGCAGUACCUACAUUCCACUGGGGCAAUUUUUAACGAUAUUAUGUGCCCGUCUCAAUUCAAGAAAUUGAUGAAGUUCUUACUUGAUCCGGAAAGUGAGAAGACCAGCAUCGACUGCUUGGAAGAGAUCUUCGUUUCCAGUUUAUGCCUGGACAUAGAGUCUCAAAUGAACAUGGAACUCUUUUACGAUUUAGGAAUCAAUUCUAAGAACGUUCUUCACAAUUGGGCCAUGUUAGAGGCCGCUCAGUUUUGUGUGAAUUCAAAGUUACGGACGCCAUUGGGAAAACCCAACGAAACCUUCAUGAAGAUAGAAGGCGCCCUGAACCAACUUGGUAACGAACUUUUGUCGAUAAACAAAGAUAGGACUGUUGUACAUGAAAACAGGUUAACUAGGGUAAGAGUAUCUUUGCUCUUGCAAUUCAUUGAACACUUAGAAAAACGGAUUUACAACGCUGCAGAAGGUUGUGCUGUCGCUAUGCCUCAACCGCCUAAAUUAGUGAGAACUUUCUUUGUUGCUAAUUCCAACACAUGCAACGAGUGGAUAACUAGAGUUCGUAUGGUGAUUAUACACAUAGCAUUACAUGCCGGUGAGUUCAACACAGUAAUAAGGCAUGUGCAUGCCCUCAUGAAAGAAAUGGCGGCUUCCGAUAGAAUUCAAUCGGCAGAGUUUGAGAGGUGUGCUAUUUUCAUGACGAUGGCGCUUCUAAAUCUGAGAGAGACUGAAGCCAUUUACGGGCUCUAUGUAUGGUGCAAGAAUUUGAAAGGAAAACAUGGUAGAAAAUACGGUUGGAUCAAAUACGCUGGUGAACAAUCAUCGAAGAAGUAUGAAGUGGCUAUCGAAGGUUACAGAAAGGUACUCAAAGAGAUGGCUUCGAACGAAGACAGCGACGACGAGGACGAUAUCAAAAAGAUCAAUUUAGAAAUUAGGAACUUUAUACAUGACCAAGUCGAAGCUUGCCUCAAAGAGUUCCACCACUGGAUGGACGUUCUGACUUGGCAUAAAAAUCCAGAAAAUGAAGAUUUCAAUGAGGCCCAUAGAAAAUGCUGGUAUUACUCAAAUGAUUGGGAAUGCGCUACAAGCUUUGCAGAAUUGGAAGGUGGCAUUCACGAACUGUCCACUUUAUCCGAGUGGAAUACUGAUGACAAACCGAAAAGUUGGAGUUGUUACAACACCCUGUCUACUGCAGAAAACAAUCUAUACCGAAUAGCUCUGCAGCUUUCGACAAAUCGCAUCACUGAAGACCUGAACGAGAAAAUAGAUUUGAAUCUUAAUCUUAUCGAGAAUUCAAUUCAAGAAUAUCUUGACAUAGCACCUUGUGACAUUUUCCAAACGUUCUGCCUGUUACAAUACAUAGGCCAAGGCCUCAAGAAUGUUUACAAUAAUAUACCGGCCAACACAGUUUUCUUAGUAUCUGAAAAUUUCGAGACCGAGGUGAGCAUGAUAGAUUCUUCCAUUUUGAGAAAGAUUCUCUGGUGGUCGGAAUAUUUUGGCAGUAUGCAGAAUCAAGGCUUCAAUUCGUUCUGUAGCAAUCUUAGAUUGGAUAUUAUAAACAGAGCGAGGAAAGAGAAGAAUUUUAAUCUGGCCUACAGACAAAUCUACAAGUUUUUGGAAGAGAAAGAUCUCAUACUGAGUGACCACCAUACAGGAACGAACAAUUUAGCAGUUUCCGUGAUAAAUAAAAUUGCUGACGUUAAAAUAUGGACCGUUGAUACAGCAAGAGCUGUUUCCGAGGUCAUCAAGCUGCUUUACACAAAAGAGGAGAAUAAACAGGACAUAUUCAAUUUAUGUGCAGCCACUUCAACCUUGAUAUCGAAGCAUACAGAAUUGUACGGUGGCCCUGAACUGAGAAGAAUGAGCAGCAAAAUUCUCUUGAAAUUGGCCUCUUGGAUGCAAAACAAUGAUAUUUCAGUUACAGAUAUGAACUCUCAUCUUGGAAAACUAUUACUCGUUCUUCCAGAUAUAACACUGGUAGAUAAUAACCUUUCAGGAAUCAUCCCCUUGAAUGAAAUGGCCAUUGGAAAAUUACUGCAGUUCAGCGUUCAUCAGUGUUUAACUCUAGCCAAAGGCUGGAGCUCUUUCGGAACCUGGUGCUACAAAUGGGGAAGAAAAAUCUUGGAUCACGGUCAUAGUUCGACCAACAGUUUGACCGAAGACGAUUGUAACGCUAUAAAAAGCUUAUUACCUGAAGAUACCAACGAAGAGGAAAUCUUGGAAAUAUUCAAGAUACUGUCGCAGAACCGAAACAUAACAGACGAGGAAGAUCUGGACUCAAACUCCAUUAAAACUUCUUUUAUGAUCAAAAAUCAGUUACAGAACAUAAGACCUCUUCAGAACGCUGACGACGAUUACCUAGAACAGUUGCUGCAGAUUUGGAGAAACACCCAGAAGAGAAUCUACAACUACUACAAUUUGAGCGCCGAAGCGUAUUUCAAAUACCUCCAUCUAUUGGCCAAUUCGGAGAAUAUCACCAAGAGUAUGGAAUGCACCACCAUCACCAUAACUUUGAGACUCUUAAGGCUGAUUGUACGAUACGCUUUAGAACUGCAGGGCACCCUAGAAGAGGGACUGAAAGCUACUCCAACCCAGCCGUGGAAAGUUAUAAUACCACAGCUCUUCAGCAGACUGAACCAUCCGGAGGGUUACGUGCACCAUUGCGUGUCAGAUCUUUUAUGUAGAGUAGCCGAAGACGCUCCCCAUCUCAUCACCUUCCCCGCAGUCGUGGGUGCCCUGGAAGGCGGAGUCAAAUUCAAUUUCUCCGAAAUAACCCUUCCCAAAGACUGUCUUUCGCAGGUGAUCGAAAAAGACGAAGACGACGAUCUGAAUGAGAAUGAAGACGAUGAAAGUGACGUGGAGGAGGAAGUAUCCAGCUCCCUGCAGUCGUCCUUCAAAGUGCUGGUAGACACGCUGAGCAAGCAAGAUCCGGAAACCAUCUCGCAGGUGCAACUCCUGGUUAGGGAACUGAGAAGGAUCACUUUGUUAUGGGACGAACUUUGGUUAGGAACGUUGCUUCAACACAGUUCCGAGAUUACCAAGCGUGAACAACAGCUGGAGUAUGAGAUAGAGAAGGUUAUGGAGAAUCCUAACCUGUCGGAGGAGGAGAAGGUGUCCCUGAUAGCCGAGAAGCACAGGAUCAUCAUAAAACCUAUAAUAUUCGUGUUGGAGCAGCUGAGAGAGGUGACGAGCGCUGAACCAGAGACUCCCCACGAAAAGAUGUUCAAGGAGAAGUUUUCCGACGAGAUAGACAACGUGAUCACGAAGCUGAAGCAACCUGAACACCCCGAAAAGCCUCACGAGUCUCUGAUACCCCUCAAAGGGCUGCAGAAGAAGUUCCAACAGAAGAUACAGAAGAGGUCGUCGUACUCGUUGAAGAUGCAAGACAUAAGCCCGAUUUUGGCGAACAUACGCGAUACCAUGAUAGCCAUGCCCGGUCUGACCUCUUCCAAGACCACGGUUACCAUCUCCCACGUGUCCAACGUGGUUUCCAUACUACCGACGAAGACCAAACCUAAGAAGCUGGUGUUUUACGGGUCCGACGGACAGACGUACACGUAUCUGUUCAAGGGCCUGGAGGAUCUGCACCUGGACGAGCGCAUAAUGCAGUUUUUGAACAUCGCCAACACGAUGAUGGCCCAGAACGUGGAUCCUACCGGUCAGAACCUGUACAGGGCGAGACAUUACUCGGUGAUACCGCUCGGGCCGAGGUCGGGACUCAUAAACUGGGUGGAGGGAACCACGCCGGUGUUCUCUCUGUACAAACGCUGGCAGCAACGCGAGCUGGCCAAACCGAACAACUCGAAGAACAAUUCGAACGCGAACGCGGUCGUGCUCAGACCCUCGGAGCUCUUCUACAACAAGCUGAACCCGCUGCUCGUCGAGCACGGCGUCAAGAACGUGGACAAUCGCAAGGAGUGGCCUCUGGGCGCGUGCAAGAAGGUGCUCACGGAGCUGAUGGCGGAGACUCCGAGCGAUCUGCUCGCGAAGGAGCUCUGGUGCAACUCGAUAAGCGCGAGCGAUUGGUGGAACGUGACCAAGAGGUACUCGUACUCGGUGGCGGUGAUGAGCAUAAUCGGUUACAUAAUCGGGCUGGGCGACCGGCAUCUGGACAACGUGCUGGUGGACCUGACGAGCGGCGAGGUGGUGCACAUCGACUACAACGUGUGCUUCGAGAAGGGGAAGACGCUCAGGGUGCCGGAGAAGGUGCCGUUCAGACUGACGCCCAACAUCAGAGAGGCGCUUGGCGUGACCGGGAUUGAGGGUAUAUUCAGACUAGCCUGCGAGAACGUGCUCAAGACGAUGAGAAAGGGCAGAGAGACCCUGUUGACACUCCUCGAGGCCUUCGUGUACGACCCCCUGAUUGACUGGACCGUAGGAGCAGAGGUCCUAGCCGGAGCCACUUUCGGCAACAUCCCUUCUGUUAACAACAUCAAGCAGAGCAGAAAGGAACUCGAGAAAGAGGUCACAAUCUCCAUGUUCAACGUGAGAUGCACCGAGAUGAAGAUAGAGUGGAACGAGAACAAAGACGAGAUAUUGAAGGAGAUCAGCCUUCUCAGAUGCAAUCUGGACGACUGGCUCAAAGUAGACAAGCUCAUAUUCGAGGAGGAGAACGCGCUCCAAGACCUCCACCAACAGAUGGCGCUGGUCAAGGAAGCCGAGGCGCACACCUCCAACAAACAUCCCCUCCACUCGUUACCUGCCCGAUUCGACUCCUAUCACAAGACCAAAGACGCCCUGAAGAACGCGAAGAAGAACGUCCAAAACCUCCAGGCCGAAUGCCAGAAACACAUCGACGCCUACACCGAAAGCCUGGCCAGGGUCGAAGACCCCGAGCUGCUGGGGCAGCUGAUCGAGCUGAAGAACACCUACGGCGACGACGUCAACGUGUUCGACCUGGUGAAGGAGUUCCUGCACAACGCCGGCAAGAACGACGUGGUGACGCAGUGCGAGGAGUCGGAGAACGAGGUGGCCCAGUUGACCCAGCACCAGAACGCCUCGAUCCAGAAGUGCCUUCAGCUGCUGCAAGAGUACAAGACGCUGAUCAGCCAGUGUCCCCGAUCCUUCCUAGAGACGCACAGGAUGUCCAAGUACCUGAAGUUGCUGACCUACAUGCUGGAGAACGACACGCCCACCGCCUGCGACAGGGUCUACGAGAACUUCCACAAGUACCUGGAGGACCCGGCCCUGUCGACCAACGUGCUGAAUUUCAAGGUCAGCCUGGAUAACUUCUACAAGGAGACGUUGACGGAGACCAACAAGCUGUACGAGGAGUUGGCCGUCAAUACGGCGGACGUGCAGACCUUAGAUAACCUCUACACGACUGCCAGGGCGGGUAUUACGACUUUCUUAAGUUGCGAGAAGAACGCCGAUAAGGCGUUCGAGUUUGUUAUAGCCUUGGAGUUGUUGGUGAUGAACAGGAACUUCCUCACCCUGGAGACGGCUGCUCAUAGGAGUGGAGACUGGUUGAUCAAGUUGACUUCUAGAGACGGCGACUGGUUCUUGGACGACCUAGUUCUCAACAGCAGUCGGGCUGUCGAACUAAUGAACAACCUACCUUUGGUGGCCAGCGAAGAACACAUACUGUUCUUCCAAGUGUUCAACUGCGUUCGCAUCUCGAACAACAUAUACAGAGGAUUGCAAGAGCUCUACUUCAAUUUCCACACCAUUAUCCUGCCCGAGAGUAUGAAGAAGAUACAGAGCGAAGACGACAGUCUGAGACAGAUUAUAACCGAUCUCAACGAUCUGCUCAAAGGUGUAGGAAUGUCUAUUCCUGAGAUGACCUCACAGUUAGUCAAGAUGAUACCCUGCCUUCUUAUGCAAAUGGAGAUCGGGACUUUCUACGAUUUCGUGUUGGAAAGGGUCUCCACUCUGAAGACCGGUUUUCUGGCGCUGAUAAACGGGCAAUCGGAAACCUUAACCUCUGGAAAGAUGCUGCUGAUGGGUUUCAACGGUCUCUUCGAAAAAUUAACAAUGGAAUGGAACGAUCUUAUAAACGCCUUAGGCUCCAUCAACCUGCCAAACUCCUGGAAAAAAGUCGAUCAGGUCAAGGGCGCCAAGAACAUUUCGCCCCACGUGUGCAACUCCAAGGUGCACUCCAUCCUGGAGGACAUAUUCCUGUUGAAACGGCUACAGGCAAUGUCCGAUUUCUUCAACUGCUCUAGCGAGAUGUGCCAAUCGUUCAAAGGGUCAUCUUCGAUAGCUUACAACGACGACCAAUUGCUGAAGCCUAUAAGACAGUUCAUCGCCGACUUCAUCUCGAAGCAGUUGCUGGGAAUCACCACUGAACACAUCGCCUACGUCGUGUGCUACCUACUCCAGGACUUGGGCUUCGACGUUUCCGAAGAGAUCGAACAGAAAGAUAUCGGUGCAGAGAGCAAGGUGCCCUUGGACGAUCUCUACCACAAGGCGGGUAACAUAUUUCUAAAACAGGGCCUGUUCUCGCAGAACGCCCUGUCUCAGGCCUCCACCCUUGAGAGCAACCUGAAACACGCCUGGGUCAAGAUCCAGGAGACCAAGAAGCUGCAGAGGAAGAUUACCCUGCUACAAUCCACGCAGCUGAGACUGCACACCCAGAUAACCAUAGUAAACUUUAUGUACGAAGAGAUUUUAGCCACUUUUAACCUAUUCACCCCGGUCAGAAGUAAAUUCAUUUUGGAUCUGAAGACGGAAUUCUCUACUCUGCAGCUGGUCAGCGAUAAGUUGAGACAGGCUGGGGAGAACCAGAAGGCGUUGGUAGAAAGUGCACAUCAGAGACUCAACUGGGCUAAAGGAGCCAACCCUGAGGUGGGAGAGAUAUCGAAAGCAUUCGAGAACACUGUCCAAGUGAGACAGGACCAUCUGAAGUUACUGGAAGAUAUAACGGAUAGAGUGACAACCAUCAGCAGCGUGAUACUGAAACACGAACUGUUGAGAAACCAUUGCAUGGACACCAAAACCUACGACAAAACUUUCUUGAACACCUACGAGAUGUGGAGGAUGGCUUGCAAGUACAACAGCGUGAAGAGCGACACUUUGAGCCCAACAGAAGAGAGCAUUAUGAGCCUGUUGACGAAGGAGCUAACGACUAAUUCCAAAUGGCUGGAGAAGAUCUCCGAGAUGAUAACCGUGCUGAUUGGCAAGACGCAAGCAAAACUGGUUGACGAGAAAACUAAUCUGUUCACGGCAGUAGACGCCAUUAUGACGAGGUUGGAAGUGCUCAAGAACGCCUACAACACCCACUGCAGACUGAUGACGGAUGUCAAGAACCUGGUGAAGUCGAUGACCAAGAUCGAGAACUACUCAACUAACACGCAGGAAUUCAUCGCCCAGUAUAGGACCUACAUAGAGAAUUUCUCUUUGAUAUUUCAAAAGUUCAAGAAGGAACACAAGCGUAACGACGUGCUGGAGGUUAUGGAGUGUUUGGACUACAUGGAGGCCAACACGAAGAAGAUCUACAACGACCUGUUGGAGUUGGAGGAGGGCAGGAAGAAGGUGUUGGUGAGACAGGACGGCAUGUGUCUCGAUAGUAGGAACACGUCGCUGCAGAAGCAAGAAAGCACAGCUGUUAAGGGCCAACAGAGGAACGCGUACGCUGUGAGCGUGUGGCGCAGGGUCAAGAUGAAGCUGGAGGGUAGAGAUCCUGAUAAUGGUCGGAAGUGCAGUGCUCAAGAACAGGUUGAUUAUGUAAUCAGAGAAGCAACCAGCCUGGACAACCUGGCCCUUCUGUACGAGGGCUGGACGCCUUGGGUGUGAAUGCGGAGCUGCAGCAGCGGACGAAGGUCUGCCUGGAUUUCCCUUCAGUAGAAAAAGGCGAGCCAGUGGCGUGCGUGGCGUGUUCUUGCGUAACGUCCGAGCGGAGCACAGCAGCGCUAUCUCUCAGUUGUCAUGCGCACACAGGAGGUCAAGUCGCUUAGUUUUAUUGCUCUUGUAAGAAUUUAUGUAUAUCGGGGUAUAUUGGGGUAACUGAAGAGUUUCUCCAGUUAUCUUUCGAAGUAAGCCCUCGUCCAUUUGUGGACGGAGCAAAAUGAAAUGUCUUAGAUCUCAUUCUCGUUUUUUUUUCUGGUUUUCCUCUUGAGCAAUUAAAUUUUUCAUAAUAAUACUAUAAAUUGCGUGUUUUUCUUUUUGUUUCUGAUAUGUUUCAAUCACGAAGAGAGGAAUGGACAUAAGUGUUGUUUAUGUGUAGAGAAGUCUAACAGUCUGAAAUUCCCUUGUACUAGUGAAGUUUAUGUAUCAAUAAAAAAGUUUAUAUCGACAUGUCAUUUGUUGAGAUCAUUAUGAAUAAUAAGAGCCUUUAAUGUAUGUUUCACUUCUCUAUCACUCGGUCCUUCUCUCUUUUUUCUUUUAUUACAAAAUUGAUAUUAAUCAAAAUCAUCUCUUUCUGUACUUUGUUGGAUAAGAAUAAGAAAUUCAUCUCGAUGUCUACCUUGAACAAGUAUGUGAGCUUUUCGAAGAAGCAAUAUAAAUUUUGGAAUCAAUCAAAAAUCUAACCUGUUGAAGUGUUUUCAGUUCUUAUUCAUAUUUUGCGCAAUAAUCAUAAAAUUUGAGGAGAGAGUUCGAUAUUAUUGAUUUGGAUAUAACAACUCUGUAAUAUAGAAGAAAUGUAUUUUUUCCCUUAAGAAAUUUUUUUGUUAAAGUCGUUUCUUGUGUGUUAGCUACAUUAAAUUUUUUGGUAUUGAAAUUUGUUAUCAUUGGUUCAAUUUUUAACACGAAUUUUUGUCGUUGAAAUAUUUUAACGUAUCCAGAAACCUUUUCAAUUUUAUGUUUUAGAUAAUAAAUUUUUUCGGAUCAAAUAAAAUAGGGUUCGAAAGUUUUUCAAUUUUUGAAAUCAUAUCGAUCAACAUCCGAUGAUCAUUUCGAAAUUUUUAAAAUGGAGUAGUGUUUUGUGUUGAUUUCGCCCUGGAAUUUAUGUAUUAUGUAAAUUUUGAGAUGAAUAUACCUUCUUCAUCGGGAAAAAAGGAAAUUUUGAAAAAAGAAACAUGGUGAAUUGAAAAAAUAUUUUGUCAUUCUUUGGGAGAAAUUGACAGAUACUUGCGCACAAGUUAGUUAAGUUUUUUGUUUUUAACAUUAUCUUGUACAAAUAGAAAAUAUAAAAGAUAUCAAUAAUAAAUAUACAGGUGGUCCUGCAAACAAAAAAUAAGAACCGAAAAUGCUGAAAUAGGUUUUCAAUUUGUAGGAAAAUACUUAUUAUUCGAAAAAAGUUCAGAAGAAAACAUUUUUUUGAAACAUUUCAUCCAACUAAAAGACAUUUGGAAGGCUUUUUAAUGUGUGAUUCACCUUUUGUUGGCCCCUGAUUGGGAAUUAAUGUAGAGACAAAAAGGUAUUUUCUUACAAAAAUAACAGCAUUUAUUUUUAAUACACUUUUAUCACUUGAAAUCUUUGUUUCAAUUUGUUAUUAGGCCAACCUGUAUAUACAAAAAUGGAAUUUGCAGAUUAACAACUUUGAAGAAUGUCCAGCUACAUAAUUUCUAUCAAUUUCCGAAAUUCAAUUAGAUAAUUUUGUUGCAUACUGUGAGAAGUAAUAGGGGAUAAUAUUUCUAAAUUUCUCAAAUUUAUAUUUCGUAUAUAUAUUUUUAAUAAUACCAACGAAUCAGCAUCCAUACACUUUAAAAUAUAAUUUCUGGUAUAUUGUUCAUCUCAAGAGGAAUUGAAACAACUAUAAGCUGCUUAAUUAAAUGUUGUCGUAUAAGACAGAAAUUAUGUGUUGAAUAUACCGCAAGUAUGAUUGAUUCACGUUUAACAUCCGGGGUGUCGAAUUAAAAUAUGCCUUCUGUAGAAUUUGCCAUACUACCCUUUGUUACGUGACAUCUCAGAGUGAAUUGUGCUCUUCAUUCCACAAAAAAAAAAUGUUUGAUCAACAUCAGUUCCCAAACAAUACGAACACCGUUUGAAUGUUCCAAAUUGCUGGAAAUAUAUUUUAAAUGUACAUGUUUGAAUUUUUAUCGAUAUAACCUAAAGAGGAAUUAAUCUACAUGGAACUCUGUUUAUCUUAUUUUUGCUAGGCUAUUUAUAAUUUGUAGUGGACUGUUCUGAAUGAGAAAUUGUAAUGAACAUGGAUAUUCAAAACCCGGUAACCUUUGAGGAAUUGAGUCGAAGUGCUUAUUACCAUUUCUAGUUGUUUCAUUUUAAAUAUACAAGAUAUAUUCUGAAA
Molecule: messenger RNA, 12840 nt
Organism: Harmonia axyridis
Lineage: Eukaryota; Metazoa; Arthropoda; Insecta; Coleoptera; Coccinellidae
Gene: nonC
Product: serine/threonine-protein kinase SMG1
Exons: 8
Coding region: 189-10445 (3418 amino acids)
Biological process (GO): negative regulation of macroautophagy; TOR signaling; nuclear-transcribed mRNA catabolic process, nonsense-mediated decay
Cellular component (GO): nucleus; TORC2 complex; TORC1 complex
Molecular function (GO): protein serine/threonine kinase activity; protein binding
Source: RefSeq, a predicted model, not a curated record